UUUCACCAGUCAACGGCUCACUCAGCUGAGGAACUCAUGGCUCACACUACAUUCUCCCACUGCCUCUUUGCCUUCGAGAGCAUGGGGCAGGCAAAGAGGCAAGUCUGUCUGACUCCAGAGGCACUGAAAUACUUGUAUGGAUCUGUUUUUUGGAGCACACCAUGCUUACAUUGAUGAGCUCCAUUCCUUUACCCUGGUGAACCAUUCUAGACAAGAAACACGGACUAACUAAAUGCAGUUUUUCUAAUGUAGAGUUUGCUUUCAAUCAUGCCAACCUAAGCUAGUUCAAAGAAGCUUGGAGAACUUUGAGAAGAAGUUCCAAGAAGAUCUACAACAGGAGUUUCAGCACAUCUCUGGCAGUAAUGGGCACAGAAAAACAAAACUGUACUGAAAGUCUGAGCGUGGAGCAGAACGGUGGCCCGGCCAUCAGCGCGAUGAUGUUCGCAGCUGGAGUUCUCGGGAACCUGGUUGCGUUGGUUCUCCUGGAGUUCCGCAGGAGGAAAGAGAAGAACCGGCAGCGACAGUCUCUGUUCCAUUUGCUGGUGACCACGCUGGUCAUUACGGAUCUAAUGGGAACCUGCUUGAUCAGUCCCCUGGUGCAGACUGCAUACUUAACCAACACCACACUGGUUGGGCUGAGCGAGACUCGUGCGGUGUGUGAAUAUUUCGGAUUUGCCAUGACUUUCUUCAGUCUGGCGACGCUCUCCAUCCUCCUCGCCAUGGCACUGGAGAGGUGCCUUUCCAUCGGGUACCCAUACCACUACGGGAGGCACGUCACCAAACGCUGCGGAUACAUCACCAUCCCUUGCAUUUAUCUAGUCUGCUUUUUAUUUUGCUUAAUGCCGUUUGCAGGCUUUGGGAAGUAUGUGCAAUACUGUCCCGGGACGUGGUGUUUUAUUGCCAUGAAUCCAGAGGGGACUGAGGACCGGGCGUAUGCCAACGUUUAUGCCACUGUGAUGCUGCUCAUUGUUACAGUUAUAGUGGCAUGCAACUGUUUUGUAGUUUACCAUCUGGUGUUAAUGUACCGGAGGCGCAAAAUGAACCGAGGAUCAGUGCAGACCCGGAGUAAAAGGGACAGGAGGUACUUCUCAUGGGCAGAGGAGGUGGAACAUCUCAUUCUCCUGGUCUUCAUGACAGUCAUAUUUGUCAUUUGUUCCCUGCCAUUAAUGAUUCGCGUGUACAUCAACUCCAUGGGAAAGCCUAGAGGCAGCAACAAGACUGAUCUCAUAGCUCUGCGGUUCCUCUCGGUAAACUCCAUCAUCGACCCCUGGGUCUUCAUCAUCCUCAGCCCCUCGGUUCUGCGCUUCCUGUGGGGGGCGCUGUGGAAGACCAGCUUCAUACCCUCCAGAAACUCCCUGUUCAAAACAUCCAUUUCCAAAAACCCAGCAGGACAAAUCGAGCUGUACCAACCCACUUCCACCACUGUGGAGACCACACAACUCAACAAGUCAACCGUUCAGAUGAUCUGACGUGAUGAGGACAAUAUUUAUGGACUGGACAGAUCCAUCUAAAAAUCAAUAUGCUUUGGAAGACAAGGUUAUGAUUAAGUUCUUUGAUAGCAUUCUCUUUUAACUGAGUGAGAUAAAGCCAACUGUGAGGUCAAAAGGAUAAGUUAUGUUCCAUCAACCACUACAAUAAUUGUUUUGAGACCGAGGGCCCUGUCAACUGCGAUCGCCAGAAGAACAUGAAAAUUGUUCAAGGCAUGUUGAGUGGGCGUUCAGUCAUGGAGGAUAUUCCAGUUUGGAAGAGGUUAUUCUGUGUUUGGACUGUCUGAAGACAGAGGAACUGUCCUGAAGCUACCGUUCCACAAUCAUUGCUCAUCCAGGUUUCCUUUUUAGGAGGGUCGUGCUUUCAAACAGGUCAAAGGUUAAAUGGCAUGUUGUCCUAUGCAGUAUGUCACUUUGGACACUUUUGUUGUCAAGUGAAUCAUGUGACGAGGUUUCCUGCAUUUCAAGUCAAGCAGUUCUUCAAGUGUUACAUAUGAAAGCUGCCUGCUUGUAUUUAUAUUAUCAACACAUUUAUUGCGCUUUAAUUUAUGUUGAUACAACAGUAAGUCAGUGACAUAUAUGUGUCUUCAUACAUAUGUAGGCUGACGUGAUUCAGUGGUAAUUAGUCAUUUCUUUCAUGUGAGAGAUUUUGAUUGUACAUAAUUGUAUAUAAUUAGCAUAAGCAUAUAAGCGUGACGACAUGCGUGGUACCGUUCAGUAGCUACAGACCUAUUCUUUGUGUCAAGAUACUUGUUUUACGGUGCCUUUGAAGCUCUUGAAUGUACUUGUGAAAUAAUGUGACUUGUGUUGUCUGUGCAUGUAAUUUAUGUUGUGAAAUUGUCUGUUAAACGUAAUCACAUCAUAUCCGUCCUAACGCACUGCGAAAAGGAGCUAAUCACUAAAAGAACAGAGUCUGAAGCAGGAUUGUGUGUGAUUUUAAAUUCCAUUUCAGUUCCUGAAUUUGAAUGAUAUAGGCAAACAGAAUGCAGACUGCAUUUUCGAUUUGAAUGUAAGGAAGUAGAAUUAAAAUGAAUACAAAAAAUAAUAAUAAUAAUACACAUGACUGAAUAUUUUUAACUAGAAAAGCUAUUUUUAUCAAGACAAAAUCUGAGUGUUGGCUUGACAGUUUAAAAAAAAAAA
Messenger RNA from Sinocyclocheilus anshuiensis, 2627 nucleotides. Its product is annotated as prostaglandin E2 receptor EP2 subtype-like. Gene Ontology annotation, cellular component: plasma membrane. The transcript has 2 exons. Gene Ontology annotation, biological process: positive regulation of cytosolic calcium ion concentration; cellular response to prostaglandin E stimulus; inflammatory response. Gene Ontology annotation, molecular function: prostaglandin E receptor activity. The record is from RefSeq and is a predicted model, not a curated record. Lineage: Eukaryota; Metazoa; Chordata; Actinopteri; Cypriniformes; Cyprinidae. Bases 363 to 1469 code for a protein of 368 amino acids.